CCCAGCUAUUCACAUUCAGAGGUGUGGGAACAAUCUAUCAACAUCUACCGAACAUGUUCGGGCAAGUUAACCAAAACCUAUUCUGCUUGAUCCUGUUUUCUACAUCAGUGAACGCUGUGUAUCAACUUGAGCCGAUUUCGACGAUUUAUAUUCCUUCAAGUUACGAUUCCACUGAUUCACCAAAGUACACAAUCGAUGGAGGGGCUGUGGAGCAAAGUGCUUACGAUAAAAACGAAAAACUUGUGUACGCUGCAGGCUCAUCAUACUUGCAUGUAGUUGAUUUCUCCGCCGUAUCAAACCCAGUAAUCUUGAAGAAGGUACCAACGCUAGGAGUUGCGAAUGAUAUUGAAUUGUGCGGUAACUAUGUCGCCAUAACUGUCUCUAGUAAAAAUCCAAAUCAAAAUGGAACUGUUUGUGUGUAUGAACUGUACAACAGGAAUAAUGGAAACUUCCCGAUGGUUCAAACAAUUAUAGUGGGUAGUGAACCGGACAUGUUAAAGUUUACAAAAGAUUGCAGGACUAUUCUAGUGGCCAAUGAAGGUGAAGGAUAUACAAGCGAUGAUGAAGAGGACAUUGUCAACCCUGAAGGAUCUGUUUCGAUUAUUCGAUUCACUUCCGACGACCUUUCCACAAUACCAACCAUCUCAACUGCAGACUUCAUGCACUUUAACUCGAGAUCCGACGAGUACGAGAUGAAGCAUAUAAGGUACCCCUACAAAGGGUACAUAAGUAAAACCAGGGACACUUUUUCGCAGAAUCUUGAACCAGAAUAUAUAGCCCUUAACAGUAACGAAUCAAAGGCUUACAUAGCGCUUCAGGAAAACAACGCAAUUGCUAUUGUUGACAUGGCUACAAGCUCAGUCGAUGAGAUAAUUGGUAUGGGAGUGAAAUCGUGGGAAAAUCUCAAAUUUGACGCAAGCGACAAAGAUUCAGGAAUUAACUUACAAUCGUGGCCAGUGUAUAGCUUCUACCAGCCAGACUCUAUGAUUCACUACGAAAUCGAUGGCGUGGAAUACCUUGCGACAUCGAAUGAAGGUGACUCAUUUGAAUACGAAACAAAAAAUAACAAGUGGGAGGAGAAAAAACGAGGUGCAAAGUUGGUGAAAGAUUUAUUGAUUUCCGACAGCAUCCCAGAAAACGUGACGAAAUACCUAGAAGACAAAGAUGAACUUGGCCGUCUAGAAUUUAGCACCGUUGACGGUUUGGACAAGAAUGGCAAAAUAGAAACGCUUUACCACUAUGGCGGGCGAAGUUGGUCAAUAUUUAGAAUCGACGGUGAUAACCUAACUAUGAUAUACGACAGUGGUGAUGACGUUGAACGCAUGAUGUCACUCUACUAUCCUGAAGUCUUUAACGGCAACACGAAGCCAGAUGAUGCCAACGAAGAGAAACCUGAGGAUCUUUUUGAUACCAGGUCAGACAACAAGUUACUCUCUCAAAUUGGCGCAUUGAGACUUUUUAUAAUGCGCGUUUUAAGUCGAAGUUUGGAUUGGGUUGGAAUGGAACUUUCAUUAGCAUUAUCCUGCAACUUCGAAAGGUCUAAGCGAUGAAUUUGUGGUUUCUAGGAA
Anneissia japonica is the source of this 1568-nucleotide messenger RNA. Its product is annotated as mesenchyme-specific cell surface glycoprotein-like. The transcript has 9 exons. Gene Ontology annotation, molecular function: protein binding. NCBI's taxonomy places the organism in Eukaryota, Metazoa, Echinodermata, Crinoidea, Comatulida, Comatulidae. The coding region runs from base 54 to 1550 and encodes 498 amino acids. The record is from RefSeq and is a predicted model, not a curated record.